AUUACGUAGGGUACAGAUAGCCUGCUAGCAAGUCUGCUAACGAGAAACAAGAUGGAUUCUCCCAUACUGGAACCAUCCUUAUACACUGUGAAAGCAGUUCUCAUUCUCGACAAUGAUGGAGACAGACUUUAUGCCAAGUAUUACGAUGACACAUACCCGACAGUGAAGGAGCAGAAAGCGUUUGAGAAGAACAUAUUCAACAAAACACACAGGACAGACAGUGAGAUAGCGUUACUCGAGGGCCUCACUGUUGUCUACAAGAGCAACAUAGACCUCUUCUUUUAUGUGAUUGGAAGUUCCCAUGAAAAUGAGCUUAUGCUUAUGGCUGUUCUAAAUUGCCUUUUUGAUUCGCUCAGUCAGAUGCUGAGAAAAAAUGUUGAGAGGAGGGCUUUGUUGGAGAAUAUGGAGGGGCUCUUCUUGGCUGUGGAUGAGAUUGUGGAUGGAGGGGUGAUCCUAGAGAGUGACCCGCAACAAGUUGUGCACCGUGUGGCGCUCAGAGGGGAUGAUGUGCCUUUGACAGAGCAGACAGUCACCCAGGUUCUUCAGUCUGCCAAAGAACAGAUCAAGUGGUCGCUUCUACGAUAGAGUCACUCCUGUCUAUCAGAGUCUCCAGUCAACCAGUGAGCCACUGUUCAGCCCAGUCUUCAUGGCACUGAUCUAAAUAUUCCUUUUCCUAUUAUUUCAACUUUCUCAAUCAAAGCUGUGAGGAGUACCACUGGCAGAUCCAGUCACACUCCCGGGACUACUGCUCGAUAAAGUUUCACUUUCCAGUUUUUUUUCUUUCUUUCUUUUUGUGCAGGCGUGCAUUGUAUGACAUAAUCCUAAGGAUAAGAUUUGGUGUACAUUCCAGUAUCGGGGUUGGCUUGUUUUGUUAUGUAUGUUUGUUUUUUAAUUACAGGAUCUGGAUGUUUAUUAACCGAGUGUAUUGGUCUAUAAAACAUUGAUAAACCUCAUUAUAGCCUGUCACGACAUUCCAUGUGUCUCCAAGAACAAGAAUUUUAUUCCUGUUGACAGCAUCUUAUCACCUCCUUUAGAUUACUGUACUAAAUAUUUAGGCAAUAUCUAUCACUUCAUGUACAUGAAUAUUAUGAUUAAAAAGUGUACAACUAGUACUGUAGUCAUACCACU
This is a messenger RNA of Seriola dumerili (greater amberjack), 1128 nucleotides long. RefSeq names its product coatomer protein complex subunit zeta 1 (gene copz1). The transcript has 9 exons. NCBI's taxonomy places the organism in Eukaryota, Metazoa, Chordata, Actinopteri, Carangiformes, Carangidae. Bases 52 to 585 code for a protein of 177 amino acids. Gene Ontology annotation, cellular component: COPI vesicle coat. Gene Ontology annotation, biological process: retrograde vesicle-mediated transport, Golgi to endoplasmic reticulum; intracellular protein transport; intra-Golgi vesicle-mediated transport. The record is from RefSeq and is a predicted model, not a curated record.